Messenger RNA from Podospora pseudopauciseta, 1818 nucleotides. RefSeq lists its product as uncharacterized. Bases 196 to 1818 code for a protein of 540 amino acids. The record is from RefSeq and is a predicted model, not a curated record. The transcript has 2 exons. NCBI's taxonomy places the organism in Eukaryota, Fungi, Ascomycota, Sordariomycetes, Sordariales, Podosporaceae.
UUCCGUCAUAGAACCGGUUUCUUGGAAGCAGAAACAUGGAAUUCUUAAAAACAAGGCGUUGCUCCAUGUCUGUCAUUUAAAGUGUUUCUGCACGCGCAGGUCGCGUCUGGUGGGGGAUUGAUCUUCAGUUCCUCACGGCGCCGUCGACGGAGAUCAUCACGAUAAUGCAAGACUAAGUGCUGAGAGAACGCAGACAUGAAAUUCUUCUCCUUAGUCUUUUGGGCUGGGUCUUUCUCGAAUGCCAUCGUCUUUGCAGCGGGAAACAACUCGACUCGGUCGAGCUUUAUACCUGAAUGCAUUUUGACCUCCCACAUCACCACCAAAGUCGCAGGACGUUCACCCAAGAAUGGCACACUGGAGACGGAUAACAGAUAUGGAAAAUUGUGGAAGGGCAAAUACACGAAGGAUGGGUUUCUCUCGAACCUGACCUCGGGUGUAGCUCCGACAAUCCUCUGUUCGUCGAUCGCAGACUUUGCCUCGUCAUGUUCCUGUGUGAGCAUCACGCGUGUGACAACCACUUCAACCAUCCGAUCGUCGACUGCCACCUUAAUGAUAACUCGAACGGUAAGCUCGAAAAUAUUGGGCAGCUCUUUAAACAAUAGUAGCCGACUGCCAGUUACUUCAAAGACUCUCGCAGCACUCAAGUUGUCAUCAUCACUAGCAACAAGCUCGUCCCAAGAAACAGCCCGACCACAGACUCGAUUAACCGGAGCAAGUCCAAACACGGAGAGAACUUCACCGACAGGCCGCUUUUUGAACACCACCGUCUCAUCAACAAGUCCAAGCAAGAGUCCAGUGGUGUAUGUGAUGAACACCACGACUCUGAUCACAGUAACCACCGCAGAAAAAGGCAGCAUCUCAGCAGGUGGCUCUCUUUCACACAUCAACCAGACGGGCCGCUACCUCAACACCACCACUGCAUCCGCGAAGCCCUCGCAGGGCUUUCACCUCCCAUUCUGGCGACUCAACAUCACGGCCCUCGGCUUCUUUUCCCGCACCAACACCACCUCCCUCCAAGCCCACAAGGUAGCUCUUCUCACUGGGACUGCCACUGGAACAGGCCUCUCCCACCUGUCAAACACCACCUCUUCUCGUCCCUUGUGGCUCAACACCACCAAAGCCACCUCCACAGCAGCACUGACCACCGGGACUCGACUCUUCACAGCCAACACGACCUUUACAUUUGCCAACACCACCGUUCGCUGGGCCAACACAACCACAACGUCAUCGAUUCCGACCCCGACUGCAAUCUUUCCGACCUCGUGCGGUGAAUCCUCGGCGCCUUUCUCCUUGCAGAUAUCCUACCCUUCAACCCCAUUCGACAACUGGUUCGUCCACCUGUCCGCCCGCGCUCUUUUGUUUGGUUCACGCAGCUCUCAAGCGAGCCGGUUUAGCAUUGAAGCGGGUGGUUACCUUUGCGUUGUCGGGCUGGUGGAUGAGACGGAGGAGCAAAGACCUUAUGUGGCGGCUAUUGGGGUAAAAGAAGGGCAAAGAGGCGAGAUAUGGAUGGUGAGCAAAGAGAUGUUGGAUGUUUGGGGCGAUGAUUAUGUUGCCUUGGGGUGUACACAAGAUGGGGGACUGAGCUGUGGGGCGAUGAGGAACGGGACUGAUGUGGGUGAGGUGAGGGAAUGGGCUGGUUGCGGGAUGCAGCUGGGGUUGGGGAGUGGAAACGGAACUGUCGCUGAGUGUGGGAGUGUUGGGGUGCGCGUUCUUGAGGGAGGAGAUGCUGACGGUGAAGUCAAUGAUAAUGAUGAGAUCGGGGAGAUGAGAUUUGAAAAGAGGGUAGUUGAUCCUUGCGCUUUUACAGGAAUGAGUUAA